Messenger RNA from Schistosoma spindalis, 603 nucleotides. The record is from the annotation of a GenBank genome assembly. Lineage: Eukaryota; Metazoa; Platyhelminthes; Trematoda; Strigeidida; Schistosomatidae.
AUGCCAAUUGAAACAUCUAGUGCUAUAUCAUUAAAAGGUUCUGCUGAAUUAUUAACCGAUUAUUUUUUUUAUGCAUUAAAUAGUAUAUUAUAUCAACGUGGUAUCUAUCCAUCGGCAUCAUUUAAACAAAAUAUUAAAUAUGAUUUAAGUGUACUUGUUACAACGGAUGAAAAUCUUAUUAAAUAUUUAAAUGUUAUAUUAAAUCAAGUUAAAAAUUGGUUAGAAGAUGGUAGUGUACAUCGACUUGCAUUAAUUAUUAAAUCAGUAAAAACUGAUGAAGUAUUAGAAAGAUGGCAAUUUGAUAUGACAACUGAAAAAAUAGAUACUAGUAAUUCAGUUGGAACAAAAUCUUUAGCACAAAUACAAAGUGAAAUUCAAGGUGUUAUACGUCAAAUUGUUGCUUCAAAUACAUUUUUACCAGUAUUAAAUAGUUCAUGCACAUUUGAAUUACUAGUCUAUGCUGAUCGAAAUGUAAAUGUUCCUACUUCUUGGGAGGAAACUGGUCCACAAUUCAUUGUUAAUUCGACAGAGAUCAAAUUACGCUCAAUUUCUACAACAUUACAUAGAGUUGAUCAUACCGUCUCAUAUAAACGUUCAAUUUGA